AUGCUGACCGCCGAGGAAAAGAAGCUGAUCUGCCGCUUCUGGGAUAAGGUGCCCCAGAAGGAUGUCUUUGGAGCCGAGGCCCUGUAUAGGAUGUUCAUCACCUACCCCCAGACCAAGACCUACUUCCCCCACUUCGACCUGCACCACGGCUCUGACCAGAUCCGCAGCCAUGGCAAGAAGGUGGUGACCGCCUUGGACAACGCCGUCAAGUGCCUGGACAACCUUGGCCAGGCCCUGUCCGAGCUCAGCAGCCUGCAUGCCUACAACCUGCGUGUUGACCCCGUCAACUUCAAGCUGCUGUCGCAGUGCUUCCAGGUGGUGCUGGCCGUGCACCUCGGCACCGAGUACACCCCCGAGGUGCACGCUGCCUUCGACAAGUUCCUGUCGGCCGUGGCUGCCGUGCUGGCCGAGAAGUACAGAUGAGCUGUCAGUCAUGCCUAGGUGCCAUCAAUAAAGACACCUUUGCCGCA
Nipponia nippon (crested ibis) is the source of this 470-nucleotide messenger RNA. RefSeq names its product hemoglobin subunit alpha-2. Gene Ontology annotation, cellular component: hemoglobin complex; haptoglobin-hemoglobin complex; blood microparticle. The record is from RefSeq and is a predicted model, not a curated record. NCBI's taxonomy places the organism in Eukaryota, Metazoa, Chordata, Aves, Pelecaniformes, Threskiornithidae. Gene Ontology annotation, biological process: oxygen transport; hydrogen peroxide catabolic process. Gene Ontology annotation, molecular function: oxygen binding; haptoglobin binding; organic acid binding.